Wyeomyia smithii (pitcher-plant mosquito) is the source of this 3343-nucleotide messenger RNA. It is a transcript of the gene AP-1-2beta, whose product is annotated as AP-2 complex subunit beta. The transcript is spliced from 6 exons. Bases 130 to 3003 code for a protein of 957 amino acids. NCBI's taxonomy places the organism in Eukaryota, Metazoa, Arthropoda, Insecta, Diptera, Culicidae. The record is from RefSeq and is a predicted model, not a curated record. Gene Ontology annotation, biological process: vesicle-mediated transport; intracellular protein transport. Gene Ontology annotation, cellular component: membrane coat; clathrin adaptor complex. Gene Ontology annotation, molecular function: clathrin binding.
ACGCGAGUCCCAGCCUAGUCUUCAUUUGUCCGCUCAUCGAUAGAGUGCAGUUUUCUCUGCUGCAGCAGCAAGAGACUGAAACCUUGCCCAUUCUCUGUUUGGUGUUACAAUUCUAAAAAGUUAUAGAACAUGACGAUGAUUCCAAUCGCUCCCAUACAACUUCGUAUUUUCGAUUCGCCAGGGAUGACUGAUUCGAAGUAUUUUACCACCACCAAAAAGGGUGAAAUUUUCGAGCUCAAAUCUGAGUUGAACAAUGACAAGAAAGAGAAGAAAAAGGAAGCAGUCAAAAAGGUCAUUGCCAGCAUGACGGUUGGCAAGGACGUUUCGGCACUGUUCCCAGACGUCGUCAACUGCAUGCAGACGGAUAAUCUGGAGCUGAAGAAGCUUGUCUAUCUGUAUCUGAUGAACUACGCCAAAUCCCAACCGGACAUGGCCAUCAUGGCUGUUAACACGUUUGUUAAGGAUUUGCCACAUUCUCAACUCGUCAAGGACUGCGAAGACACCAACCCGUUGAUCCGAGCGCUGGCCGUUCGCACGAUGGGCUGCAUCCGGGUGGACAAGAUUACCGAGUAUCUGUGCGAACCGUUGCGCAAAUGCUUGAAGGACGAAGACCCCUACGUACGCAAGACGGCGGCCGUGUGCGUGGCCAAACUGUACGACAUCUCUAGUUCGAUGAACGUUUCCCCAUUCCAGGUGGAGGAUCAAGGCUUCCUGGAUCAGCUGAAGGAUCUUUUGUCCGAUUCAAAUCCGAUGGUGGUUGCCAACGCUGUAGCCGCUCUGAGCGAAAUCAACGAAGCUUCGGCAAAUGGUCAGCCUCUGGUCGAAAUGAAUUCCGCUACGAUUAACAAGCUUCUCACCGCGCUGAACGAAUGCACCGAGUGGGGACAAGUUUUUAUACUGGAUUCAUUGGCAAACUACACACCCAAGGACGAGCGUGAAGCUCAGUCUAUAUGCGAGCGAAUCACUCCUCGGCUAGCCCACGCCAACGCCGCAGUUGUACUGAGUGCCAUCAAAGUGCUAAUGAAGUUGCUGGAAAUUCUAGCCUCCGAUAGCGAUUUUUGUGCGAUGCUUACCAAGAAGCUCGCUCCACCGCUGGUAACUUUGCUCAGCUCUGAACCGGAGGUUCAAUAUGUUGCCCUUAGGAACAUCAAUCUGAUCGUCCAAAAGCGACCGGACAUUCUGAAACAUGAGAUGAAGGUUUUCUUCGUUAAAUAUAACGAUCCCAUCUACGUGAAGCUGGAGAAGCUGGACAUUAUGAUACGAUUGGCUAACCAGAGCAACAUCGCCCAGGUGUUGAGCGAACUCAAGGAAUACGCCACGGAAGUGGAUGUGGACUUCGUACGCAAGGCGGUCCGUGCUAUCGGACGUUGCGCUAUCAAAGUGGAACCCUCAGCCGAGCGUUGUGUCUCGACUCUGCUAGAUCUAAUCCAAACCAAGGUAAACUACGUCGUACAGGAAGCCAUUGUCGUCAUCAAAGACAUCUUCCGUAAGUAUCCUAACAAGUAUGAGAGUAUUAUCAGUACAUUGUGCGAAAAUUUGGACACUCUGGAUGAGCCGGAAGCCCGUGCUUCCAUGGUUUGGAUUAUCGGCGAAUAUGCUGAACGAAUUGACAAUGCGGAUGAACUGCUCGAUAGCUUCCUGGAAGGUUUUCAGGAUGAAAACGCACAAGUUCAACUGCAGCUGCUCACAGCGGUAGUGAAACUAUUCCUCAAGCGCCCGGCGGACACCCAAGAGCUGGUCCAACAUGUUCUCUCGCUGGCUACACAAGAUUCCGACAAUCCGGAUCUUCGCGAUCGUGGCUUCAUUUACUGGCGUCUGCUAUCCACUGAUCCAGCUGCUGCAAAGGAGGUAGUACUAGCGGAUAAGCCUCUCAUUUCAGAGGAAACUGAUCUACUGGAGCCUACUCUGUUGGAUGAGUUGAUCUGCCACAUCAGUUCAUUGGCAAGUGUCUAUCACAAACCACCAACGGCAUUCGUUGAGGGGCGAGGUGCCGGAGUUCGCAAGAGUCUACCGAAUCGUUCGGCUUCCGCCGCUGGCGAGGAAGCAGUUCCAGAAGCAACAGUUAUUCCAAAUCAGGAAUCUCUCAUCGGUGAUCUGCUAUCAAUGGAUAUCGGAGCACCUGCUGCACCGUCGGUGCCAGCCGCCAACACUAGUAACGUUGACCUUCUCGGUGGUGGAUUGGAUAUCCUGUUGGGAGGGGGAAAUCCAGCUGCUGAAACGACAAACAACACAGCAGCGGCUACUGCAGGCGCUGGUGGUUUACUGGGAGACAUCUUCGGAAUCGGUCCCGCUGCCUCAACAAACAUGAUCGGAAUCCCGAAAAUCGUUUGGCUACCCGCCGACAAGGGUAAAGGACUGGAAAUUCAGGGCACUUUCUCUCGCCGUUCGGGCCAAGUUUAUAUGGACAUGACUUUCACCAACAAAGCAAUGCAAGCAAUGACCGGUUUCGCUAUUCAACUGAACAAAAACAGUUUCGGUUUAGUCCCGGGUGCUCCCCUGCAAGUGGCCCCUCUGCAACCAUCACAGUCAGCUGAAACUUCCCUAGCACUCGGCACAACCGGCCCUGUGCAGCGAAUGGAACCACUGAACAAUCUGCAGGUUGCCAUCAAAAACAACGUGGACAUUUUCUACUUCGCUUGCCUGGUCCACGGUAACGCGCUCUUCGUCGAAGACGGUCAGCUGGAUAAACGUGUGUUCUUGACCACCUGGAAGGAAAUUCCCGCCGCCAACGAGAUUCAGUACAAUCUACACGGAAUCAGUGGCACCGCAGACACAGUUGCCGCGAAGAUGACCGCGAACAAUGUGUUCACCAUUGCUAAGCGCAAUGUCGAAGGUCAGGAUAUGCUUUACCAAUCACUGAAGCUAACAAACAACAUUUGGGUUCUACUCGAGCUGAAACUAUCGCCCGGAAGUCCCGACGCCACACUUAGUCUCAAGACACGUUCCGUGGAGGUGGCCGCAAUCAUAUUCGCUGCCUACGAGCAGAUCAUUCGAUCGCCCUAAAUGUUAUGAACAUAGUGUGACACUACACAUUUAACGCCGUUGGCCGCAUCCGUUCUCAUGUUAGGUGCGAUGAUUUCUACUGAUUCCAAGAUGUAAGCUAAUCUGAACUCAAUUUAAUCUGAACAUGAUAUAUAUGAAGCAAGCCCACUGCACAGAAUCACUAGUGACAGUUGCGAAUAUAAUAAUCUAUUAUAUAUGUCUAAUCGAAGCGUAAACAAAAGGCGAUCGUACGCCACCAUUAUUAUUAGAGGGUAAAAUUCAACAAGUCACUAACUUCAGUUGAACGAUUGUGCAUUACAAAUUUAUUAGACAAUAUAAUUUACUAUAGUCAGUAAAUCUA